This is a messenger RNA of Brassica rapa (field mustard), 950 nucleotides long. RefSeq lists its product as uncharacterized. The record is from RefSeq and is a predicted model, not a curated record. Lineage: Eukaryota; Viridiplantae; Streptophyta; Magnoliopsida; Brassicales; Brassicaceae. Gene Ontology annotation, molecular function: RNA binding.
ACUUUAAAACGAACGUAAACAAAAAAAAACAAGAGAAGAAUACAAGUCGCAGAUAUUUAUAAAGUUUCAGCUAAACCCUAAUUUUGAAUCUCGACUCUCUCUCUCUCUCUUCCUCUUUCGCCGCCGACGACAGCAACAAUGGGUGCCAAGGCGAAGAAAGCUCUGAAGAAGAACAUGAAGAAGAUCACCGCUUCUGCUGCUGCUUCUUCCUCUUCUCAGCUAGCUGCUCCCCAAAACACCAAACCAUCAGCUGAUUUUCUGCCACUAGAAGGCGGUCCAGCUCGAAAAGCUCCAGCGACCAAAACCAUCGAGAACAAAGCCACAGUGCUAUACAUCGGUCGUCUCCCUCACGGCUUCUACGAGACUGAGAUCGAAGCUUUCUUCACUCAGUUUGGAACAGUCAAGAGAGUUAGAGUCGCACGAAACAAAAAGACUGGGAAAUCAAAACAUUUUGGAUUCAUUCAGUUUGAGGACCCCGAGGUGGCGGAGAUUGCAGCGGGUGCGAUGAAUGACUAUCUGCUGCUCGAGCACAUGCUUCAAGUCCGUGUUAUUCCGCCUGAGGAUGUUAAACCAAAUCUGUGGAAAGGGUUCAAGUGUCAGUACAAACCAGUUGAUUGGGUUCAGAUCGAGCGUAAACAACACAACAAGGAAAGGACAUUGGAAGAGCAUAGGAAAAUGUUGAACAAGGUUGUGAAACGUGAUCAGAAGAGGAGAAAGAGAAUCGAAGCUGCUGGAAUAGAAUAUCAAUGCCCCGAGCUUGUUGGAAAUACCCAGCCAUUACCUAAGAAGAUCAAGUUUAGUGAAGACUAGUAACCUCAAAGCUGUGGAAGAACGAACACACAUUUUGGAUAAGCUUUUGUUUUUAUAUGGUAUCUGGUUUAUUGUACUUCCGACAUCGGAUCGAGAACUCAACUUUAUUGCAACGAAAAUUUCUGUUUUAACAUCUCAAA